Messenger RNA from Anoplophora glabripennis (Asian longhorned beetle), 1993 nucleotides. RefSeq names its product transcriptional adapter 2B (gene Ada2b). Gene Ontology annotation, cellular component: nucleus; SAGA-type complex. Bases 97 to 1482 code for a protein of 461 amino acids. The transcript has 12 exons. NCBI's taxonomy places the organism in Eukaryota, Metazoa, Arthropoda, Insecta, Coleoptera, Cerambycidae. Gene Ontology annotation, biological process: regulation of transcription by RNA polymerase II; chromatin remodeling. Gene Ontology annotation, molecular function: transcription coactivator activity; zinc ion binding; chromatin binding. The record is from RefSeq and is a predicted model, not a curated record.
UGUGUCCUAUGGCGUUCUAAAAUGGAGGAUUGGAUACAAUAAAAUGGUUUUGGUUAGUCUUUUUCGUACAUGGAAAAUUGGCGUUGACGUCGCAAGAUGGCUGAUCUGUUUGCUAAGGUUAGUUGUACUUAUUGUCAAGAAGAAAUAAAUGGUGUUCGAGUACAAUGCUGUGUUUGCCCCGAUUUCGAUAUUUGUCUGCAGUGUUUUUCAGUAGGCGCAGAAAUAGGAACUCACAGAAAUGAUCAUUCAUAUAAAUUUGUGGACCAUUGUGCCGUCAGUAUAUUCGGUGGAAGGGGAGCUUGGACUGGAAAAGAACAGCUUCAAUUGCUUGAUGCUGUAGAAUUAUAUGGAUUUGGUAAUUGGGAACUGGUCAGUCAACAUGUCGAAACAAGAACCCCUGAAGAGGUAAAAGAGGAAUAUAUUGCACGGUACCUUGAUGGAAACAUAGGGAAAGCAACGUGGGCCCAACUGACUAAUCAUAGACCCGUUUUGGUAGAUCACGUACCAAACGAUGACGGGCCUCUUUCACCUUCUGUUACUUCAAGACUGCCUCCACUCGAGGCAUCACUUGAAGAAGCCAGGCUUUUGGGAUACAAACCACAUAGGGAUGAUUAUGAAAGGGAAUAUAAUAUGGAAGCAGAACAGCUUGUUUCUACUUUACAACUGGAUCAGGAAGAAGACACUGAAAUGGAAGUUGCUUUAAAGCUGGCGAUGGUGGAUAUGUACACUAGAAGAUUGAGAGAGAGGGCGAGACGGAAAAGGAUUGUCAGAGAUUAUCAGUUGGUUGCCAAAUACUUUGGAAAUCUAAGGAAGGACCCCAGUAAGAGACCUUUUUCCAAGGAGCAACGGGAGCUUCGAGACAAAACGAGAGUUUUCUCUCAGUUUCUGUCGUCAGGAGAGCACGAAAGACUUUUAGCCAGUAUCGAGAGAGAGAGGGAGCUGCGCCACAGGCUCUCGGAACUCUUGAGGUACCGCAGCCUCGGUCUGACCACCCAGGACGAGAUUAUCCAUUACGAACAGCACGCGGCCUACGAACGGCAGCAGCAGCUCAAACAGAGCCGAUCUGGCAGCAGUGGCUAUGCAAUGCAGGAGUUCCCAACAAAAAACGGAAGAAGCGACGAAACAGACCAAAGUUUCACAGAAAGAAGAUCCAUGUUGCUUCUCGACGAAGAGCCAGAGAGCAACAGCUACUUCUCCAGCAACAGCUCGAGCUCGGAUAACGUAAUUCAGCCCGUCGCGUUAAAUAAGUUGCCCCUAGGGAACUUGCUGUCUGAAAAUGAAAUACAACUUUGCACCAGGUUAAAUAUUCAACCCGUCCAUUAUGUUACACUGAAAUCACUUAUUAUACAGGAAAAUCUGGCAAAUACGGACAAACACCAAGGCUCCUCCUCCAACUCUACCUCUCAGGAUUCGACGAUUAGGGAGGCGGUUACUCAGUACCUCAGUUACAGCGGGUGGUUACCCGGUGUUUCCGUUGUUUGAUACACAAACUUUAGUUUAUUCUAGUUCAAUUUAAUUUAUUCAUAAGAGCAAUGAUAUUUAGUGACAGAGGGAGGGUGUUGUAUGGAAAUAUUCGAUCUAUUUAUCCUUUAUGGAAUUGGAGUAUUUUGGGGGAGAAACCAUUUUUUUUUUCUAAUGAUAUUACAGUUUACCUAUCUUUAUUAUUUAGGUAUUUAAAAAAAUGAUUUAAUUGUUUGAUAUAUUUAUAUAUUUUUGUAAAAAGUUGUAAGUAAUAAUUUUACUUACAUAAAGUAUAACUUUAAAACGUUUAUACUGUGACUGGUGCUGCGACACGUAUUUCCGCAAGGUUGUAUUUCACGAAAAAGACGCACCGUUUUGGAAAAUAAACUAUUUCCUAUUUGUGAUCUAUUCUUAUGAUGAUUUAAUUUGCAUUUUUCGUAUUGUUAAUUUAAUUAUAAGUACCAUUGAUAGAGACUGUUUGUACAUAUUAAGGUUUAAUAUUAUAAGUUUACAAAUAUAAAAUUUGAGAUUU